AUGGCGCAAAAUGUUGAGGCAUGGACAUUGUUGUCCUUGGCUCUGUCCACAAUCGUCGUGCGUGUAUCUGUACGGUGGAAACUCGUGGGCCCGACAAAUUUUCAGCUCGAUGAUUAUCUUAUGCCAUUGGCGGGGGUUUUCUUCACUCUCGAAACAGUGGCAGCGUACCUUGUCGGUGCCAAUUUCAAUGGUCUGACCAACAGCUAUAUGACAUCUGAACAACGAGCAUCACUUAGCCCAGAUUCAGAAGAGUGGUCAAAUCGCGUCGCUGGGUCCAAAAUCCAGGUAAUUGGGUGGUCAUUAUACGUGGCUAUUCUAUGGCUGGUCAAGUUUGCCCUGACAGUCUUUUACUCGCGCUUGACGACUGGCCUCCAACACCUCCCCACCCGAAUUCGACUCGCAUAUAUUAUCCUUGGUGUGACAUGGGUUGCAACAGAACUGUCCAUUCUUUUGUCUUGCCAGCCCUUCCAUGCGUUCUGGCAAAUAUACCCUGAUCCCGGAAACUUUUGCCAGCCAGCGAACUCUCGCAUAUAUGUUUUCGUCGUCGUGGUUCUCAACGUCGUCACAGACAUUUAUCUGCUCUCUAUCCCUCUUCCCCUGCUUUGGCAGGUCAAGAUCGGUCUGAAAAGGAAAAUUCCUCUCAUGGCCCUGUUCUCCGGCGCUAUGUUCGUUAUCACGGCAGCAAUCAUUCGGGCUGUUAUGAUUACGACUUCUGGUGCUGAAGGUGCCGUAUCCGGUUCUAAAUGGGCCUGUCGCGAAACCUUCGUUUCGGUCGUGGUAUCCAACCUACCCAUCAUCCAACCACUGAUCCGCAAGGGUUUCAAGAAGAUUGGUCUUUCCCAACUCUUCAGCUCCUCUGGCAAACCCACAGGGCAGUCAUACCCACUUUCCAGCCGUGGUCUACAAACUUUGGCCAGUCGAGCUGAGCGCAAUACCAAAAAGAGCAAGAGUAUCACAGCACCAACGCAUACGCAGGUUUCAGCAUGGGGUAGUGAUGAACAUAUUCUCACUGAGCCCGAACCUACCUCCAAAGAUAUCACUGUCGUCUCGGAGACUAUUGUGCGCAGUGAACCCUGGGCCACGGAGGAAGGACAGGGCACGGAUCACACAGCGACAUCACCCAAAGAAUGGGAGGGUCGAUUAUCAGGACGAUGA
Messenger RNA from Penicillium cataractarum, 1155 nucleotides. RefSeq lists its product as uncharacterized. The coding region runs from base 1 to 1155 and encodes 384 amino acids. The transcript is spliced from 4 exons. The record is from RefSeq and is a predicted model, not a curated record. NCBI's taxonomy places the organism in Eukaryota, Fungi, Ascomycota, Eurotiomycetes, Eurotiales, Aspergillaceae.